AUGCCUCCUAUCCGUCACUCAUCGAAGCGCAAGCCGCCCCCAGAGGGUUUCAGCGAUAUCGAGGACCAGCUGCUCAUCUUCCAGAACAAGAUGAAGGACGCACAGAACAAGCCGCCACCAACAGGCCCCAAGCACCAAGCCCAAUGGGAGAUUUUCCAGAUUGCUCACACGCGGAGCCGCUACGUCUACGAUAUGUACUACGAGAAGGAGGCCAUCAGCAAGCAGCUUUACGAGUGGUUGCUCAAGAACGGAUACGCUGAUGCUAUGCUCAUCGCCAAGUGGAAGAAGCAGGGUUACGAGAAGCUCUGCUGCCUGCGCUGCGUCCAGACCAAGGAGACCAACUUCAACUCGACCUGCAUUUGCAGAGUCCCGAAAGCUCAGCUCAAGGAAGACCAGGACGUUCAGUGUGUCAACUGCGGGUGCCGCGGUUGUUCAUCGAGCGAUUAA
Molecule: messenger RNA, 447 nt
Organism: Colletotrichum truncatum
Lineage: Eukaryota; Fungi; Ascomycota; Sordariomycetes; Glomerellales; Glomerellaceae
Product: cell cycle control protein cwf14
Biological process (GO): mRNA splicing, via spliceosome
Cellular component (GO): nucleus; spliceosomal complex
Source: RefSeq, a predicted model, not a curated record